Salarias fasciatus (jewelled blenny) is the source of this 2513-nucleotide messenger RNA. RefSeq names its product homeobox B4a (gene hoxb4a). The transcript is spliced from 2 exons. The coding region runs from base 203 to 943 and encodes 246 amino acids. Gene Ontology annotation, biological process: embryonic skeletal system morphogenesis; anterior/posterior pattern specification; positive regulation of transcription by RNA polymerase II. NCBI's taxonomy places the organism in Eukaryota, Metazoa, Chordata, Actinopteri, Blenniiformes, Blenniidae. Gene Ontology annotation, molecular function: RNA polymerase II cis-regulatory region sequence-specific DNA binding; DNA-binding transcription factor activity, RNA polymerase II-specific. The record is from RefSeq and is a predicted model, not a curated record. Gene Ontology annotation, cellular component: nucleus; nucleoplasm.
UAAUCCCAUUUCCUUAUCCGGGGCUCGUCCUGGAGGCGCGCCAUUGGCCGGCCGCUGUCACGUGGCUUCUUAACUUUGUUCACUUGACAGAAAAGUAGGAGGGUUCAACGGAACAGGAAUAACCGAAGAGUAAAGGGAUGAGAUAUAAAUUUUAGUUAUAUAUUUACCGAGUAGGUGCAAUUCCACAAAAAGACUGAAAUUAAUGGCCAUGAGCUCCUAUUUGAUCAACUCCAACUAUGUGGACCCGAAGUUCCCUCCGUGCGAGGAGUACUCUCAGAGCGACUAUCUGCCCAGUCACUCCCCGGACUAUUACAGCUCGCAGAGACAGGAGGCAGCCGCCUUCCAGUCGGACUCUCUCUACCACCACCACCCCCCACACCACCAGAACCAGCACCAGCACCAGCCCCGGGCCGAGCCGCCCUACACGCCGUGCCAGCGCGCCGCCUCGGUGCUGAUGUCCCCCCGGGGUCACGUUGUCGGGCUGCCGUCCACCCCGGUCCCGGAGCCGAGCCACCGCUGCGAGUCGGUGACACCGAGCCCGCCUCCACCUCCGUCCUGCGGCCAGACGCAGCAGCACAGCCAAGGCGCCUCUCCCCCCGCCAGCACCCGCAAGGACCCGGUGGUCUACCCGUGGAUGAAGAAAGUCCAUGUAAACAUCGUGAGCUCCAACUACUCGGGCGGGGAGCCGAAGCGCUCCCGGACGGCCUACACCCGCCAGCAGGUUCUGGAGCUGGAGAAGGAGUUCCACUAUAACCGGUACCUGACACGCAGGCGCAGGGUGGAGAUCGCGCACACGCUCUGUCUGUCGGAACGCCAGAUCAAGAUCUGGUUCCAGAACCGGAGGAUGAAAUGGAAGAAGGACCACAAGCUGCCCAACACCAAGGUCCGCUCCGGAACGAACAGCAGCGGCUGCGGAACAAACUCCCAGGCCGGACCGCUAUAGCCCGGCUCUGCGCCUCGUGGCUCCCUCUUCUGUUUCUUGUUCCAAAAUAACCCAAACUGAAUGAAAAGGGGGAAACCGCUUGUGAAACCACAGGAAGCUGCACUUUCGGACCUGGAUAACGCCUUCAUAUCAUCAACACGAGGCGCUGACGCCGCUGAGGUUACAGACUCGUCAUGACGCGCGGGGGAGCGGAGGGGAAGAUUAACCAUUCAUAAAAUAUGAACUUAACAAAAGUAGGAGUGUGAAGGAGAAGACACCCCCACCCCACCCCCUCACUGACAGAGCAAGCUGAAGAUAAUGCUCCCACCUGUGUGGUUUCUUCCUUCUCUUUUUCUAUCCAAUACAAUACUUUUUUCUUUUUUUUUGGUGGUGGGGGGGGGGGGGGGGGGGGGGGUGAAGAUGGAUCCUAGUUUUCAUCUUUAAUCAUGCCAAACUCGGGCCCCAUUUGUCAUGUUUACUCUGCGGGUUCAAAGCAAAGGGGUGAACCGCGGCUCUGCCCAUUACCCCGCACCCUUCCCACUCGCAUCUUGCUCUUUUUCUCUUGCGUAAUAAAUGGAAUUCUAGUUUUGUCAAGAGAAGUAUUGCACCACUCUCCUGCGCUCCUAUCUCUCCUGCUCGUAUUUAUAAUCCUCUUACAGCAAAGAAAUGUAUCCUCCGGAAUAAUCCAAAGUGACACCACGGUACUCUCCUGUCGCUCUCACAGUCAAAGCUCUCCGUUCUCUUCAUUGCAAAUUUUCAAGCUUUAUUAUUGAGAAACAAACAGCCACAGUGUUGAGUUGUAGUUCUGUUUGAAAUCAGUGUUGAUGGUGAAACGGCGCUGGUGUCGCUGAGAGCGCAGCGCAGCGCAGCGUUUCGUUGUUGGUUUUGUGAUUUUGUUUACGGGAACAUGAGUCUAUCAGUGAACAUUUCCCUCCACUCCCCUCGCAGGGUUAUAAAGCUGCCUAAACACUCAUGAAUCGCACCAAAUCCUGGUACAGUAACCCGAGAACACCUUCUAAACACCGCACUAUACAAUGUACUACCUAUUACCUCAGUUGUACCUAUAUAUAAAUAUAUAUUCUUUAAUUUUUUUGGUCAUAUUAUUUUGUCGUUUUGCUCGUUUAAUGAAGCUUUUGAGCUGUUAUAUUUUUGGAAUUGUGUGACAAGUUAUAAUUAUUAUUAUUAUUAUUACAUGCGAUACAAAAUUCAUUUCCUGUACGUAUUUCUAAAUGUAAUUUAACUGUUCUAGAAAGAGACAAGCAGAUAAAAGGAGCGUCGUGUUGCUUGAACCAUGUGGAUUUGUGUUUCUUGGUGUCUUUCUUUGUGUCCCCUCACUCCGCACAUUAAAUGCGCGCACACUUCUUUUGUCCUUCCUUCUUCCUUUUCCGCCUCCCCAACUCCGCUGUGCCUCUUUCUUUUUAGAUAUUUUAUUUUCCAAGUGUUUUGUUAAAUUGACGGUAUUUUAUGUACAUUCCAAAGAUUGCUUUGUUAGUGCUGAUGAUGAAUGUGUGUGUGAAAGUCGCUCCUUGGUGUCUACCUUACAAUUAUUUGUAAAUAGUUCAUAGAAAUUUAAAUAAAUGGCUAAAAAUGU